Patiria miniata (bat star) is the source of this 684-nucleotide messenger RNA. Its product is annotated as dorsal-ventral patterning protein tolloid-like. Gene Ontology annotation, molecular function: protein binding. The record is from RefSeq and is a predicted model, not a curated record. The transcript is spliced from 3 exons. NCBI's taxonomy places the organism in Eukaryota, Metazoa, Echinodermata, Asteroidea, Valvatida, Asterinidae. Bases 103 to 684 code for a protein of 193 amino acids.
CGGCGGGCGCUGAGGCCGUUCCUCGUUUUGCGACGACUAAACGGAGGGCUUACUUUACCAUUUUGACAAGACCUGGGCCAAUUGUUGGGUUGGUCCGCGAAUAUGCGUCGCCGACGUAGAGCGACUGAGAUGUUGCUGGCCGCAUUGUCUAUAGUUGCAGUCGUCAUCUCAUUCUCAGAUGCUCAAGAAAUCCAAAAUGUUACCAUCGCAGGAAAUGCAUCAACCCGAAUAAUUUCACCCAACUUCCCGUUCACCUAUCCAAACAAUGCCGACAAGACGUGGAUCGUCAGCACUGAAGAGGAUCACAAGAUUGCCAUCACCUUCUUCCAGUUCAGGGUCGAUACGAACUUUGACGGCGACUUCCUCCAGAUUGGCGACGGUACGAACGUCACUGCGAACCAGUUCUUCGAGGAGAAUGGGUUUACGCUCCCGCCCAACCUGCUGUCCAAUGGGAAUGAGAUGUGGAUGCGAUUCAUUACCGACGACAGGUUGGCUGAUUCUGGGUUUGUGCUGGCGGCUGCCAGUGUUCCCUCGACAGAAAUGUUGGCUUGUUCUCGUACUGAAUUGGACUGUGGACAUUACUGCAUCCGUGGCACCCUGCAGUGUGAUCGUGAAGCUGACUGCUUUGGAGGAACGGAUGAACUAAAUUGCGGUAAUAAAGAGUCAGCUAAUGAAAACGUAUAG